AUGCAUCUUCAUUUCCUGCUGGAUGAGGUCCACCUACCGGACAGUGGAGCAUACGGCCGACCGAAGGACACGUUUGCCAUCAAUGUAACUCUGGAGGUGCCCUACGUUCGCUACCGGCUGGAGAAAGUUCAAGUGCUGAAUUGCUACGUGACCGGUCAUGAUCCAUCGAAGGCACAGUCAACGCCUCCAACUGAGCAGAAUACAGAUGAGAUGGUAUCAUCAUCAUCAGCGGAGCCCUCGCAAGAAUCUGGCCAUGCCGAGACAAAGAAGCAGCACGAGGACAUUCGGGGAGAGGAACCAGAUGACUGGGAGUGGGAACAGCAAAGCAAGCGGCAACACUUGGAUGGAUUCUAUGAUGAUGAUGAUGAGAAGGAAGGUAGAGGGCGACUCCAAGGAAACGACGAAGCAGCUGAAGUUUAUGCCGAUGAUGACUAUGGUACCGAUAGCGAUGAUACAUCUACAGAAGCGAGAAAACAGCAUUUUUCAAACUACCAUCGAUACCAUCAAAAUCGAAUCGGUCCCACACCCGGAGAAACUCUGCAAUGGACCACGCAAUCGUCCAUAAGUCAUAGCACCAAUCGACGCCAUCUAUCGCAGGAAGACGCAAACGAAGCCUACUUUUACGACGAGGACUAUGAUGGUAAAAUGACCGGAGGCAACGCCAAUGAUGCAGAUUUUUACGACCAGCACAACCAUUUCGACAACAAUUAUUGCCACAUUGAACGGGAUACUUUUUCGCGAACGGCAAGAUCCGGUGGAAGGCAAUCGUCGCAGUUGAAGAGGUGA
This is a messenger RNA of Aedes aegypti (yellow fever mosquito), 786 nucleotides long. RefSeq lists its product as uncharacterized. Bases 1 to 786 code for a protein of 261 amino acids. The record is from RefSeq and is a predicted model, not a curated record. The transcript has 4 exons. Lineage: Eukaryota; Metazoa; Arthropoda; Insecta; Diptera; Culicidae.